GCCAUCGUGUCGCAUUGCAUUGCAUCUCAAUGUUCUCACGGUAGCGAGCCGUUCUUAGUCGGAUUCUAUCUUCGUCUCAAAUACCCCCAUCAUACCGCCGCCAUGGAUAUGAGCAACAGCGAGGGCUUCAUCGAACCUUCUACCAGCCCAGGUGUAUUCUCCAAUGACGAAGUCGACUCCUUACCAUCAUCCGCCACAAGCUCCUCGGCAGACGAAGACGAGUACAUAUCAGAUGCAGACCGAGAAUGGAGAGAGUCGCUGCAGCAGCUGGAGCUGUUGCUAACCAUGGUCAUGGUUCCAUACCUGGGCAAAUACUUUGGCAGGAAAGCUGCGUAUUGGGGGUGGGCCAAGUUCAUGGAGUGGAAAUACCCCGUCGAAAUCGUCUUCUCCAGUCCAAAGACGUUCAAGCUGGCAGGAGCUGCUGAGGCGGCCGCAUCAUUGUGAGCGCCACGGCUUUACAUAUACUAUGCAUUCGAGCAAAGGCGUUGGUGGCGUUGGGAUUCACAGGACGCAGUCAAUGCAAACGGCACAUGUACAUAUUACCUUUCGCUACGAUACAAUGGAUGUUUCCAUCUAACAAGUCGAGGUCCACGCCCACCCUCUCACCCGAAAGUUUGACCGUUGAGGACUGUCCUAGCAUACGCAUCGUAAUGCCAGUGGUCACUCACCAACGUUAUCACCCGGUCCAUCGCACGAUCUCUAAGCAGACCUCCUCUCUCUGCAUGAAUCUCCUCCAUCUCUUCUCUCUUCUUGCUCUUUGGCUUUUUCUCUUUAAUGCGCAGUUUUUCAAAGUAGACGUAGGCGCCAUAGAAGAUGUCAGACAUGUUGCCUUCGUAUGCUCCAUGCUUGCUGCGGAAGGUGGAUAGUGAACGGGCGGCCAGCUUCUUUUCGGUUGUAUGGAAGGACGCCGAGGCAGCGCGGAGGAAGGAGGCUUGUGUCACGCCAGGCUUCUUGAGAUGCGCGUUGAUCUUCCUGCGAACAUCGUCGCAUGUGUCUUGACACGGUCAGCGCUAGCUUUCACUACUUUUAGAAUAUACCACAACUUACC
This is a messenger RNA of Pyrenophora tritici-repentis Pt-1C-BFP, 1048 nucleotides long. RefSeq lists its product as uncharacterized. Gene Ontology annotation, cellular component: mitochondrial outer membrane. Gene Ontology annotation, biological process: mitochondrial outer membrane translocase complex assembly; protein insertion into mitochondrial outer membrane. The record is from RefSeq and is a predicted model, not a curated record. Lineage: Eukaryota; Fungi; Ascomycota; Dothideomycetes; Pleosporales; Pleosporaceae.